AUGACUUCUGCGGUAGAUUCUACCGCAAUUAUUGAUGAUGAAUCAACGUCUAAUACUUUAAAACGACGUCGUUCAUCAAAUAUAAUUCAAAAUGAUUCAGACAUUGAACAACAAACGCCGUUAAAACGCGUUCGUACUUUAUCAUCAAUGAAUAAUUCUAUAUCUGAUAAUAAUAAUAUUCAAUCAAUGUUUAUUUGUCUUAAUGAUAUUGUUCAAUCACAUCGUAAUCUCGUUCAUGAAUAUGUUAAUUUACAAAUGUGUGAUCGAUCAAAUUUAUCAUUAGAUGAACAACGUUUUAUUCAAGCUGAAGAAGAUCUUAUUGAAAAAGUUGAAAAAAAUUUACAUGAUAUUAAUAAUACAUCAUCAUCAACACCACCAUCAUCAUCAUCAUCACGUUGUGGUAAACGUCCACGAUAUCAAUCAAUAAAUUCUUCAAAUCAAUCAUUUGAUCGUAUUAAACAUGAAGCACAUAUAUUAAAACGUAUUGAUGAAUUAAAAUCUGAUGGUAAAUGGACAAAUCAACGUUUAGCUAAAUGUAUAGAACCUAAAAAACGUAAAACACAUUGGGAUUAUUUAUUAGAUGAAAUGUGUUGGUUAGCUGAAGAUUUUCUACUUGAAAAACGUUGGAAACAAGAAAUGGCUAAAAAACUUUCUUUAGCUGUUUUAAAAUAUUUUCGAGAUAAAAAUUAUUUAGAAAAUCAAAAACAACAUAAUGAAUAUAAACGUCAACGUAAACAAGCACAAUUUAUAUGUAAAGAAGUAAUGAAUUUUUGGAAAAAUAUAAAUAAAUUAGCUGAAUAUAAACAAACAACACGUAUAGAAGAAUUACGUAAACAUCAAUUAGAUUUACAUUUAAAUUUAAUUAUUAAUGAAACAGAAAAAUAUUCAAAUUGGCUUGUUAAAUCUUUACAAACAACAAAUCAAAAUCAAAUAAAUAAUAAUAUUGAUAAUGAUGAAGAAUAUCAUAUUAAUGAUGAUGAUGAUAAUGAUGAUAAUGAAGAAACAAUUGAAUAUGAAGAACAAUAUGAAAAAGAUGAAUAUGAUUUAAAUGAACUUAAAGAACUUCAAGCUGAUCAAGAUGAAUCAAUUGAUAUUUUAUUAAAACGUCAUUAUGGUAUUGAUAUAUUAAAUUCAUCAAGUGAAAAAGAAAAUAAUUUACCACAUGAACAUGAAGAAAAUUUAAGUGAUAGUGAUACAAAUGAAAAUUUAGAUGAAGAAUCAACAUUAAAUGAAUUAAAUGAAAAUAAUUUAAUUAAUAAAGAUUUAUUAGAUAAUAAUCAAAUAAUAACAACUGAUAAACAAAUGAAUGAUUUAGCAACAACAGUUCAAUUAUUUCAACCAACUGGAUUUACACUUAAUACAACAACAGUUAAAACACCGGUGCCUUUUUUACUUAAACAUUCAUUACGAGAGUAUCAACAUGUUGGUCUUGACUGGCUUGUUACAUUAUAUGAAAAUAAACUUAAUUGUAUAUUAGCUGAUGAAAUGGGUUUAGGUAAAACUAUCCAAACAAUUGCUUUACUUGCACAUUUAGCUUGUGAAAAAGGUGUUUGGGGUCCACAUUUAAUUGUUGUUCCAACAAGUGUUAUGCUUAAUUGGGAAUUAGAAUUUAAAAAAUGGUGUCCAGCAUUUAAAAUUUUAACAUAUUAUGGUACAAUAAAAGAACGUCAAUUAAAACGUCAAGGUUGGACAAAAAUGAAUGCAUUUCAUAUAUGUAUAACAUCAUAUAAUCUUAUAUUACAAGAUGUUAAAUUAUUUCGUCGUAAAAAAUGGAAAUAUUUAAUAUUAGAUGAAGCACAUCAUAUAAAAAAUUUUAAAUCACAACGUUGGCAAAAAUUAUUAAAUUUUCAUUCUCAACAUCGUUUAUUAUUAACAGGUACACCAUUACAAAAUUCAUUAAUGGAAUUAUGGUCAUUAAUGCAUUUUUUAAUGCCAAAUAUAUUUUCAUCACAUGAAAAUUUUCGUCAAUGGUUUUCAAAUCCAUUAAACGAAAUGAUUGAACAAGAACAAAUACAAACAAAUGAUUUAUUAAUAAAACGUUUACAUAAAAUUUUACGUCCAUUUAUAUUACGUCGUUUAAAAAUUGAUGUUGAAAAACAAAUACCAAAAAAAUUUGAACACAUUAUUAUGUGUAAUUUAUCUAAACGACAACGACAAUUAUAUGAUGAUUUUAUUCAAUGUAAAACAACACGUGAUAUUAUACAACAAGGAAAUUAUAUGUCUGUUAUUAAUAUACUUAUGCAAUUAAGAAAAGUUUGUAAUCAUCCAGAUUUAUUUGAAACUCGAUCAAUUAUUUCACCAUUUAUUUUUCAAAAUAAUUUAAUUGAAUAUCAAAUACCUAAAUUAAUUUUUGAUAUUAAUUUAAAAAAUCCAUAUGUAUUAUAUAAUACACAACCAAAUGAUACAUUUUUUUCUUAUCGAAUUAAAUUAACUUUACAAGCAACAAAAUCUAUGAUUAUGAAUAUAAUUAAUUGUAAUAAUAAUAAUAAUAAUAAUGAUGAUGAUGAUGAUAAACGACAACGAAUUCCAUUAACAACAAGUAUUAUUGAACGAUAUAGAAAUACUUCUAUAUGGUAUCAAUCCAAUGAAACAACAACAAAAAAUCUUCGAAAUCAUUCCGAAAUCAAUCAAAAUCUAUUAACAGAUUUCAAUGAUCAUAAAUUUCAAUCAGAAAAUAUUUAUCAUGAAAUUUGUAAACAACGUCAACAAGAACGUUUAUCUCGUUAUGAAUUACUAUGUCAAAUCAAUGCAGAUCGUUGUCAAUCUCUUCCGUUAUAUGGUCAUGACUUUCUUUCACAAAUUGAAUUAAUUAUGCGUCCAUGUCAUCGCUUAAAUCGAACAACAUUUAGUGGAUAUGCAUUAUGUCAAUAUGUACAUGAAUCAUUAACUACAACUCAAGAUUAUAUGUCAACAACAGAUACUCUACGAAAGUUAAUUAAAACAAAUCGAGAAAUAUUAGACGAAUAUCGAGACAUACUCAAUCGAUUUAUAAUAUGUACGAAACGUGUAUUAGCAUCACCUAUUGAAUUAUUUCAAACAAAUGGAAUUCGUUUAACAAAUAAAAUAAAUCAACAAAAACCAUUAAUUGAAGUUUUAUCAUCAAUUGAUUUUGAUAUAUUUUCACCAAUAAGACAAAAUAUGUUUUUACAAUUUCCUGAACGAAGACUUAUACAAUAUGAUUGUGGUAAAUUACAAACACUUGAUUUACUUUUAUCAGAUUUAAAACAUAAUAAACAUCGUUGUUUAAUAUUUACACAAAUGACUAAAAUGCUUGAUAUACUUGAAUUAUUUUUAAAUUAUCAUAAUUAUACAUAUGUACGAUUAGAUGGUACAACAGAUGUUCUUCAACGACAUAUAUUAAUGGAACGUUUUAAUAGUGAUGAAAAAAUUUUUGUUUUUCUUUUAUCAACACGUGCUGGAGGAAUUGGUAUUAAUUUAACCGGUGCUGAUACUGUGAUUUUUUAUGAUUCAGAUUGGAAUCCUACAAUGGAUGCUCAAGCACAAGAUCGAUGUCAUCGAAUUGGACAAACAAAAGAUGUACACAUUUAUAGGCUUAUUUGUAAGAGUACAAUUGAAGAAAAUAUUUUGAAAAAAGCAAAUCAAAAACGUUUACUUGGUGAUUUAACAAUUGAUGGUGGUAGUUUUGAUGUAAAUUAUUUCAAAAAGAAUAAUAUUCGUGAAUUAUUUGAUCCAUCAACAACAGUAGAAGAUAUUGUACGUGAACGAAAUGGAUAUCAAGAACGAUUAGAUUCAAAUCGUACAACAACAACAACAACUAUGAUAGAUAAUAAUUUAACAACAACAGAAUUUGAAGAAGCUCUUGCUUCAGUUGAAGAUGAAAUAGAUCGUCAAGCUGCAAAUGAAUUAAAUAAAGAAGUUCAAGCUGAAUUAACUGAAUUUAAUGAAGAUGAAAUAAAUCAUCUACAUGAAGAUCAAUUAAUUGAAAAACAAAAACAAAAAAUGAAGACAAUUGAAGAAAAUUUAAAAACAUUUGAUGAACAACUUCGACCAAUCGAACGAUAUGCUUUACGUUAUAUUGAAGCCAAUCGUGAUGAUCAUCAAACUUCUCAAUCUAAUUUAAAUAUAUAUCUUGACACAGAACAAAUUCGAAAAGAUUGGCAAUUAUCACGUUUAAAAGCUUUGAAAGAACAAGAAGAAAAACAAUUUGAACAAGAAGAUGAUGAAAUGAUGUAUACAUAUAUACGAGACAAUGAACAAAAGGUCAAAUAUAACUAUACAUAUUCAUGUGCACGAUAUAGUUUGGUAGCGAAUGAAUUAGCACGUUAUGAGAAAUAUUCUACAGUUCAUGAUGUUAAUCAUACAUCUUUUUCUUCUCCUAUACCAUUAUUAUCAGUUCCUCUUUCUAUAUCUCCAUCCUCUCGUUUAUCUCCGCCUCCUCUAUCUCCUGGAAUUAUCAAACGUUCAUUCAAAUCUAUUAAUACUUUUCCCAAAACAUCUAAUGACAAUAUCCAACGACGUCGCCAUUUACAAAUUAUUCCAUCUCCACCUCCAUCACCUUUACCAUUCACUAAUAAACCAAUACAAUCUCGUAUAAAAGAAACUCAACAUAAUAGUAAAAAUGCUGAUUGUAUUAAUUUCAUAGCUUUUCUUAAUAGUGAUGAUGAUGAUGAUGAUGAUGAUGGUGAUGAUGAUUUACAUAAUAAUUCUAAUAAUAGUACUUCGAAUCAUUCAAAAAGAAUCUAUUUAUCAAAACCUAAAGCAACAAUAUCAACAUUAACACAUUUAUCACCAAUUCUAUCUCGUAAAAAAUCACCAUUAAUUACGAAUACAAAAUCUGGUGUUGAACGAAAAGUUCAUUUUAGUAAUUCAUUACCACAUUAA
This is a messenger RNA of Rotaria sordida, 4842 nucleotides long. Lineage: Eukaryota; Metazoa; Rotifera; Eurotatoria; Philodinida; Philodinidae. The record is from the annotation of a GenBank genome assembly.